AUGAACCGCAUGCUGUACGACAGGCAUCCCACCGUAGUCAUCUUCUUUCUUGCCAUGCUCGUCGGGGGCGAGUACCUGUUCCUCCCAGCGGCCUGGCCUUCCAUGGGCUGGUUCACCAAGCUGACCGCCCUCGUCGCCGUGGCCCUGCCGUACACCUUCCUCUACCUUGCCUACUACAGCGACCCGGGCUUCGUCACACCCGAGACGCACGCCUACUACAUGUCGCUGUACCCCUACGACCACGCGCUCUUUCACCCGGGUCGCUACUGCGAGACGUGCCGGCUACUCAAGCCCGCGCGCUCCAAGCACUGCAGCAUCUGCAAGCGCUGCGUCGCCAAGGCCGACCACCACUGCGUCUUCAUCAACCUCUGCGUAGGCUACGGCAACCACCACUGGUUCCUCGCGCUCCUCCUCUCCACCGCCACCCUCACGGCCUACGGUGGCCUCCUCGGGCUCUCCAUCCUCUCGGGCGUCGUCCGCGCCCGCUUCCCCGGCUGGUCCGUCUGGCCGCCGCCCGGCUACGGCUUCAACCGCUACCUCGUUGCCUGGAGCUGGGCCGUGCAGCGCGACGUCGGCCUCGGCGCCACGACCCUCCUCGCCGCCCUCACCUCGCCGCUCGUCUGGGCGCUGCUCUUCUACACGCUCUACCACGUCUACUGCGGCACCACCACCAACGAGUCCCUCAAGUGGUCCGAGAUGGCCGAGGACAUGGCCGACGGGUAUGCGUUUACCCGGCCGAUGCGGCGUGAUCGUGAGAGGGACUUUGGUACGGAGCCCUCCUGUUCCCGCUGGCCCGUCGAGCCUGCGAUGGCCGUUGUUGCAACAUCCGACGGCCAGCCGCCUGUGGUUCGGGAGGGGAUGCCGCCUCUCGCUGGGGAGGGAGAUUGGCAGAGGGUAUGGAAACUGAAAAAUGUAGAAAACAUGUACGAUCUGGGUUUCAGAGACAACCUGGCAGACAUAUUCGUUCAAGAGUAUGCUUUCGGCAAAUUGCGCGAAGAGCUACCUUUCAAGAGUCCCCGUCGAAACUGA
This is a messenger RNA of Cordyceps fumosorosea ARSEF 2679, 1029 nucleotides long. Its product is annotated as DHHC zinc finger domain protein. Gene Ontology annotation, molecular function: protein-cysteine S-palmitoyltransferase activity. Gene Ontology annotation, cellular component: Golgi apparatus; endoplasmic reticulum. The transcript has 2 exons. Bases 1 to 1029 code for a protein of 342 amino acids. The record is from RefSeq and is a predicted model, not a curated record. Lineage: Eukaryota; Fungi; Ascomycota; Sordariomycetes; Hypocreales; Cordycipitaceae. Gene Ontology annotation, biological process: peptidyl-L-cysteine S-palmitoylation; protein targeting to membrane.